Messenger RNA from Fusarium fujikuroi IMI 58289, 1059 nucleotides. RefSeq lists its product as uncharacterized. The transcript is spliced from 3 exons. The coding region runs from base 1 to 1059 and encodes 352 amino acids. NCBI's taxonomy places the organism in Eukaryota, Fungi, Ascomycota, Sordariomycetes, Hypocreales, Nectriaceae. The record is from RefSeq and is a predicted model, not a curated record.
AUGGCCAGUUUUGCCAGAACCAUCAAAUCUCCUUACUUAUCACCCCGAAUUCGACCUUCCAUGCCGGGCCGCUCCAUGUCUACGAAUUCCGACCAAGCCAACCCUCCUCAAAGCCCACGAUCAGGUGAAAUCAUCGGCGAAUUCGACCUGUCUGGGCGAAACACCCCAGCGAUUCCACCCCAAAGAUCAAGUGAACUGCAAGACGGAUUCUUCGACCUUGAUGACAUUGAACCUCGCACUUCCUACUUCUCAGACGACAACGAGAGGUCUGCUCCUGGCACUCCAUCAGCUCCAUCAGCUCCCUCAACCCCGCGCAGCCGCAGCCACGUUCGACCUAUAGCUAUCGAUCUACCUCAAAUCAGACGUUUCACUUCCGCUCCCGCACGCACGCCUCCCGAACCCUUAUCUGCAAGAGGUGACCUUCCUGGAGGUUACUUCCCACUUCACGAGGAUCCCAACAGCCGUGUCCAUCGGCCACACCCUUUCCAGCAUCAUCCCGACACUCGCAUGAGUCGUCUCAUCUCUGAAUCUGGACCAAUCUACGCGGACUCUCCCACUUCUCAUCCAGCUCAAAGUGUAGUCAUGUCUCACUCAAACACUCCCGUAGCCUCCUACCUUGCCCCAGGCUUCCAUGACCACCCUGUCCCCAUGGGCAAAUACUACCCAUCCAACUACGAAAGUAGAAAUGGCGCCCAAUCAAAUCUGCGUCCUCCCUUGUCUGGAAGCGUGUCUUCCAACAUUGGAUCCGAUUCCAGUGCAAUCCCCAAUGCAAGUAGCCUGUCGAAACAAGAGACCGAGCUUCGUCGCAAGUUACUACAGUAUCAACGCGAUAUGGUUACGCAAACAAGUAUGGCUGCAAAUGAACUCAUCAGUAGCUCAGCCAAGUCUGGCGACAAGCCUGGACUGUCACUCAAGGACCUUCCCUUCCGGGACUCUCGCUUUGCUACUCCCGGCUGUCAGAAGCCCUUAUCACCCAGACUCCUUCCCAUAGGAAGUCCUGGCCCUGUCACCCCCAUUUCACUUGAAACCGUUGGUAAUGGUGACUACAUGAGUCGCUAA